AUGAAUCCAUCCACAUCCAUUCUCCACGUGAGAAAAUCUGGAAUUGUAUCAAGUCAUGAGAGCCUAGGGACCUGGCGCUUGGCGGUUUUGAAGGACUCGAGGGAAUCGAGGCGUGAGAGGAGGGCUUGGGCGAAGAGCUUGGGGAUUUUGUUUCUCCUUGCGUGGAAGCUGAAGUUUGAGAGGAUCGUUGAUGGGCUGUUUUGA
This is a messenger RNA of Pseudocercospora fijiensis CIRAD86, 204 nucleotides long. RefSeq lists its product as uncharacterized. The transcript is spliced from 5 exons. The record is from RefSeq and is a predicted model, not a curated record. Bases 1 to 204 code for a protein of 67 amino acids. NCBI's taxonomy places the organism in Eukaryota, Fungi, Ascomycota, Dothideomycetes, Mycosphaerellales, Mycosphaerellaceae.